Linum trigynum is the source of this 776-nucleotide messenger RNA. NCBI's taxonomy places the organism in Eukaryota, Viridiplantae, Streptophyta, Magnoliopsida, Malpighiales, Linaceae. The record is from the annotation of a GenBank genome assembly.
AUAAGUAGUUAGAUUUCAUCAAAUAUUAAACAUAAAUUUAAUUAUAUUGAUUCAAUAAAAAAGAAACGGCAUUGAUUGGAACUUAAUUGAAUACAAACUGAUCUCUAAUUAAUACAUAGUAGAGCGUUCCUAACAUAGGGGCCUCUGAUUCUAACAUAGAAACGUACAUCUUCAAGCUGUAGUUUCCCUCAAAACUUUUUCGUUAUCUAUUAAUACUUGACUUCUGCAGAACAAUAAGCCUUGUGCUCACUCCCAAAUUCCUGCAUCUUUCUCUCUUGCCUAAUCUAUCUCCAUUCCCCCCAAUUGUACAAUUAUUACAUAAUGGUGGCAUCGGCCUCCUUCCGUCAACAGAUGUCGUUGGCCUUGAUAAUGGCAUUGGGGAUCAGCUUGUGGGUGCUCCACUCGAAGGUGGAAGCUGACGACAUCUGCAAAGGGAUAAGCAAACCGGACCCGGAAUCCUGCCCCAUUUACUGCCUCAUAAACGACCCGGUCUGCGGUGCCGAUGGCUACACCUAUUGGUGCGGCUGCGUCGAAGCCAUGUGUGCCGAGACUCAGGUCGUGCGAUCUGGACAGUGCUGAAAAAAAAAAACAAACCUCUGUUGAGAAUUGCAUCUGUUCCGUUCCGUGUGCAUGAUCAAUUUUUCAUGUAUUUAUUUAUUUAUUUAAUCUCUUGUAAACCCCCCUGACUUUUGAGUUCAAGUUUAGCCCCUAACCAAUUCAUGGUUUGGGUGAAACGAAUAAAUACAACAACUUCAACAUAAAAGAUUUUCAUUGAU